GGGGUGCAUUGUUUAUGAAUGGUUUAUUUAUAUUAUAAAUGAAAUCAAUUAUUUUUAUUUCUUAAAAUUUAAAUAUCAUCAAGUCGAAUUUUAUAAACACGGCGCCUAUAAACCAUAAACGUCAUUUUCCAGCCAUGUUUACGCUCGUGGAGCUAUGUUUACGCUAUUAAAAGUAGACUGCAGUUUAUUUCAACUUUUUCUGUGAAAAAGUGUGUUUUUGUGAUUUUUAAGUGUCGUUACAAAUUAACUAAAACAAUGGAUUCCACAGAUAGAGGUCAUCCCAAACAUUUAUGCCCAAUUUGCGGUGAUACAGCCAAUGGAAUGCAUUAUGGAGUAUAUAGCUGUGAGGGAUGCAAAGGAUUCUUUAAGAGAACAUUAAGAAAAGGUAUAUCAUAUGCCUGCAGGGAUAAAAGAAAUUGUAUAAUUAAUAAAAGGCAGAGGAAUAGGUGCCAGCAUUGUAGAUAUCAGAAAUGUUUACAAAUGGGCAUGAAGAAAGAAGCUGUGCAAGAAGCAAGACGAAGAACAAAAGAUAGAGAUACUCCUAUUGAAUAUCAAUGGGAAAAUAAAAUUAGAAUGCUCCUUGAAGCUGAGAAAAGAGUGCAAUGCAAUGAUCCAUCUGUUUCACAUAAAAUUGAAGAUCUUGUGGCCUCUACCUCGACAAAAGAAGAAUAUGUUAAAGAUGAUAAAGAUCAAAAACGCCAUGCAGUAGUAAAAACCGAAGAAGAUUCGGAAAUUAGUCCUACUGAAUAUCCUUCUCUUGGUGUUGAUAUUUUAAAUAUUCAAGAUGUAAUUAAAGAAGAGACCAUUGAUGUAACUGAAAACGAUUUGGAUGAAACAAACUGUACGGAAACAUUUGCAAAAAAUCAAAUUAACCACGAAAAAGAGCAUAUAGAAAAAUGUAUAGAUGACACAAUAUGUUAUUUAAUUAAAAAAUAUUUAGAAAACAGACAUAAACCACAAUUUACAGAUUAUCUUUCAAAAAUGUCGUUUCUUGAACAGUUAAAAAAAGAACUUUAGGAUAA
This is a messenger RNA of Brassicogethes aeneus, 1022 nucleotides long. Lineage: Eukaryota; Metazoa; Arthropoda; Insecta; Coleoptera; Nitidulidae. The record is from the annotation of a GenBank genome assembly.